Messenger RNA from Asparagus officinalis (garden asparagus), 1593 nucleotides. RefSeq names its product probable F-box protein At4g22030. The transcript has a single exon. The coding region runs from base 202 to 1473 and encodes 423 amino acids. The record is from RefSeq and is a predicted model, not a curated record. NCBI's taxonomy places the organism in Eukaryota, Viridiplantae, Streptophyta, Magnoliopsida, Asparagales, Asparagaceae.
UCAAUACACACGACCUCUUCAAAUCCCAGAUCCACUCCCCUCCGCGCUCUCUCACCCUCUCUCUAUAUAUGUGUCUUAACACCGCAAAACUUUCUCAUCACCUCAACCUCAAACAAAAACCAACCUGCACAAUCUCAAGCCUUCAAAAAGAUCAAAGAAUUAAUUUGACAGAAAAUUCACAAGGAAAAGUAAAGAAGAAACAUGUCAAGUCUCAAAUCGCCGAGCCUGCUACCAUCUUCAUCUCCAUCAUUGUCGAUUUCGCGCCGGCCAAGGAGAUUUCAAGCAAGUCUCCAGGCUCCAGUCAGUCCCAGCAGAAACAAGCCCAUUUCUUUCCGCAAACAAUCAAGUACUAUGAUCAACAUGGAGGAAUUAUCACUCAGAGAUCAAGACAUGAUCAGCACAAACCCCCGACAAACGGCACACGGAUCAUCUAACAGUGCCGGCGAGUCUCCAAUGUUCAAACUGUACGCAAUAGCCGAGGCAGCUGCAGACAGGGCGGAGAUGCACUCCAUCAUCGGCGAGCAAAGGAAUGACUGGAACAAGCUCCUCCUCUCCUCCAUCAACUCCAUCACUCUCUCCGCCUCCCUUAUGUCUGCAAUCUCUUCCAUUAGUGCUCAGUCUGCCUCGACACCCCUCAACGUCUCGUCCGCGAUCCUAUUCUCUGCGGCCACAGGCAUGAUGGUGCUGGUCAACAAGAUGCAGCCGUCCCAGCUGGCCGAAGAGCAAAGGAAAGCCACGCAGCUCUACAAACAGCUUGAAAAGUCCAUACACACUACCAUCGCCAUAGGAUCGUCUCCUACUGAAACAGACAUAGACGAGGCAGUGGAGAAACUCCUGGCAAUCGACAGGGCUUACCCUCUACCUCUCUUACCGUUGCAAGAUAAGUUCCCGAAAAAGGUACAGCCUGCGCGCUGGUGGCCAAAGCUCAAACCUAGGAAGCGGGUGAUGACGAAGAAGAAGAACAAUGGAUGGAGCCAGGAGAUAGAAGAGGAGAUGAGGGGAGUUGUUCGGCUACUGAAGACGAAAGAUCAGAAUGAGUACAGACAUGUCGGAGAGAUCGCGGUGAAGAUUAACAGGAUGCUGGCCAUAUCAGGUCCUGUGCUCGCUGGACUCGCUGCGGUCGGAGCGAGUGCUUCUUCCUUUUCCUCAGUUGGGGGGUGGCCGGUGAUGCUGGCGGUGGUAGGAGGAGCGAUGGCGACGGUCGUGAAUACCCUGGAGCACGGAGGGCAGUUGGGGAUGGUGUUCGAGUUGUUUAGAAACUGUUACGGAUAUUACAAGGAGAUGGAGGAGGAGAUUGAGAAGAACUUGGGGGAGAGGGAAGUGGACAAGAGAGAGGAUGGGGAGCUCUUCAGGAUGAAGAUUGCUCUGAAACUUGGGAGGAGUCUCUCUGAGCUCAAGUCCCUCUCUUCUUAUGCUUCUCCUUCUUCAUGUAAAGACGAAGACAUCCAGGAGUUUGCUGGCAAGCUGUUUUGAUGAAUAAUAUCAAUUGGUUGGAACGAACUAACAAAUUAAUGUUCAUUUGUUGAUUCAUACAAGUUAAUGACAAUUUCUUUUAUUUUUAUUGAUUAUAUUUUGUAUAUACUGAAAUUUAUA